Molecule: messenger RNA, 2717 nt
Organism: Magnolia sinica
Lineage: Eukaryota; Viridiplantae; Streptophyta; Magnoliopsida; Magnoliales; Magnoliaceae
Product: protein ACCUMULATION AND REPLICATION OF CHLOROPLASTS 6, chloroplastic
Exons: 7
Coding region: 66-2537 (823 amino acids)
Biological process (GO): chloroplast fission
Cellular component (GO): chloroplast inner membrane
Source: RefSeq, a predicted model, not a curated record
UCCUUAGAACAGAGUGAGAGAGAGAGAGAGAGAGAGAGCUGAGAGAGGGAACCUUCUCCUCUGCAAUGGAGGCCUUGAAACACGUGGGCAUUGGUGUGUGCAGCCCGCCAAGAUCUUUUCUUCUUACUCGAAAGAAGACUCGCUCCUCUCCUCACUUCUCCACCCGACCCAAACCCUCUCUUGCUUCUGCAGACCACCAUCUCUUCCUCGGACGCUCCCUCUCUGGUGCGCACGAUAACACCUGCGCCACCGCCGCCUACUCUAGCAAAUGGGCCGAUCGCCUCCUUAGCGACUUCCAGUUCCUCCCCACCACAGAACCCUCCUCAACUUCCUCCUCCGAAAUCGCCCUCGCUUCUCUUCUCCAACCGCCAUCUCCGCCACCGCCCAUCGCACCUCCUCCUCCCGAGAGAAGGAUUUCUCUCCCCAUCGAUUUCUAUCAGGUAUUGGGGGCUGAAACCCACUUCUUGGGAGAUGGUAUUAGGAGAGCUUAUGAGGCCAAGGUUUCCAAGCCACCCCAAUAUGGCUUCAGCCAAGAUGCUCUAAUGAGCCGGAGGCAGAUUCUGCUCGCUGCUUGCGAGACGCUCUCCAAUCCUCUUUCCAGAGGCGAGUACAACCAGGGCCUUGUUGAAGAUGAGGAUGCCACUCUCAUUACGGAUGUGCCUUGGGACAAGGUUCCUGGUGCUCUGUGCGUGUUGCAAGAAGCGGGAGAGACCCAACUAGUUCUGGAAAUCGGUCAGAGCCUGUUGCGUGAAAGGCUCCCCAAGACGUUCAAACAAGACAUCGUGCUGGCUGUGGCUCUUGCUUACGUGGAUUUUUCAAGGGAUGCCAUGGCUUUGUCUCCACCAGAUUUCAUAAAGAGCUGUGAAGUGCUGGAGAGGGCUUUGAAGCUUUUACAGGAGGAAGGAGCAAGCAACCUGGCGCUGGAUCUACAAAAACAGAUUGACGAGACACUGGAAGAGAUCACCCCACGCUCUGUUCUGGAGCUUCUAGCUUUGCCUCUUGAUGAAGAGCACCGGAUAAGACGGGAAGAGGGUCUUCAAGGUGUGCGUAAUAUCUUAUGGGCUGUUGGAGGAGGAGGUGCUGCCGCUAUUGCUGGAGGAUUCACCCGUGAAGACUUCAUGAACGAAGCCUUCUUGCGUAUGACAGCGGCUGAGCAGGUGGAUUUAUUUGCUGCAACACCCAAUAACAUACCAGCGGAAAGCUUUGAAGUUUAUGGGGUGGCACUUGCGCUUGUUGCACAGGCUUUUGUGGGUAAAAAGCCCCAGCUGAUCCAGGAUGCAGACAAUCUGUUUCUGCAACUUCAACAGACCAAGUUAACAGCUCUAGGCACUGUUUCAGAUCACACCUCAAGAGCAGACCGUGAGGUAGAUUUUGCACUUGAACGUGGGCUUUGUUCACUUCUUGUAGGUGAGCUUGAUGACUGUCGCUCAUGGUUGGGCUUAGACAGUGACAGCUCACCCUAUAGAGACCCAUCUAUUGUGGCAUUCGUGUUGGAAAAUUCAAAGGAUGACAAGGAUGAUGAUCUCCUUCCUGGGCUUUGUAAACUAUUGGAGACUUGGCUGCUCGAAGUGGUUUUUCCUAGGUUUAGAGAUACCCAAGAUAUACAGUUCAAGCUUGGAGAUUACUACGAUGACCCCACUGUUCUCAGAUAUCUGGAAAGGCUAGAAGGUGGUGGGGGUUCACCUUUAGCUGCAGCUGCUGCCAUUGCAAGGAUUGGGGCAGAAGCCACUGCAGCACUUGAUAAUGUGAAGACAAGUGCAAUUCAGGCAUUGCAGAAAGUGUUUCCUUUGGGUAAUAGGGAAGAAAGGAUGAGAAGAGAGGAACAUGACUAUAGGAAUGAUUCUGUUCUUGCCUCGGAAACUGAGGAACAGGCGGAUAAAACUGACCGAGAUAAUUCUGGUACUUUGGCUGAGAUAUCUGGGAAGACUAGCUCUGAAGAAUCAAGCGAUCAGGAAUUAAUAACUGACAGAAUAAAAGAUGCAACUGUCAAGAUUAUGUGCGCUGGUGUGGUGGUUGGACUGUUAACUUUGGCUGGAUUGAAGUAUUUACCAGCUAUGCGUGGGUCUUUGCUUUCACGAAAAGAAACAGGUUCAGCAAUGGCUGCUGAUGUUAUCAAUUUGGAUGAGAAUCCAGUAGAGGAAAUGCCCAGAAUGGAUGCAAGGUUUGCCGAAAGUCUAGUUCGCAAAUGGCAGGAUAUAAAAUCUCAGGCUCUUGGACCUGAUCAUUGUCUCGUGAAAUUGCCAGAGGUUUUGGAGGGGCAGAUGCUGAAGAUAUGGACAGACCGUGCAGCGGAAAUCGCACAACAUGGCUGGUUCUGGGAGUACACCCUUUUGGGGCUGACCAUUGACAGUGUGACAGUAUCAUUGGAUGGCCACUGGGCCAUGGUGGAGGCAACGCUUGAGGAGGCAGCCCAGUUGACAGACAUUGCUCACCCAGAGCACAAUGAUUCCUACAGCACCACGUACACAACAAGGUAUGAGAUGUCUUGUUCCAAGUCAGGGUGGAAGAUAACAACAGGAGCUGUUCUUAAGUCAUAGAUUAUGUUUUCUCCCAGUCUCUCUUUCCUUUCUAACCUCUUCUCUUCUCUUUUGUAUAAAUACCAAUUCCAAUUCUAUUCCUUGAAUGGUAUGCAUCCUUAGCCAGUUUUGCCGGAUGUUUGUUGUUUCUUUUCUUUUGUUCCCUUUUGCAGUUACAUUUUAUCUAGUUUUACGGCACAA